Molecule: messenger RNA, 2099 nt
Organism: Indicator indicator
Lineage: Eukaryota; Metazoa; Chordata; Aves; Piciformes; Indicatoridae
Gene: PLA2G12A
Product: phospholipase A2 group XIIA
Exons: 4
Coding region: 1-579 (192 amino acids)
Biological process (GO): lipid catabolic process; phospholipid metabolic process; arachidonate secretion
Cellular component (GO): extracellular region
Molecular function (GO): A2-type glycerophospholipase activity; calcium ion binding
Source: RefSeq, a predicted model, not a curated record
AUGGCCCGCGCCCUGCUGCUGCUGCUGCUGCUGGCGGCAGCCUGCGCCUGGCUGGGCCCGUGGCCGGCGCGGUGCCAGGAGGCGCCGCAGACCCCCGACUGGCGCACGACGCUGAAGACCAUCCGCAACGGGGUGCACAAGAUCGACGUGUACCUCAACGCGGCCCUCGACCUGCUGGGCGGCGAGGACGGCCUCUGCCAGUACAAGUGCAGCGACGGAUCCAAGCCCUUUCCUCGCUACGGAUAUAAACCAUCACCACCAAACGGUUGCGGAUCCCCUCUAUUUGGAGUUCAGUUUGACAUUGGUAUCCCUUCAAUGACAAAGUGCUGCAAUCAUCAUGACAGGUGCUAUGACACUUGUGGCAAUAAAAAAAAUGAUUGUGAUGAGCAGUUUCAAUCCUGCCUUUCCAAAAUUUGCAGAAAUGUGCAGAAGACACUUGGAAUCUCAGAGAGUGUUCAGGCCUGUGAAUCAACUGUUCAGCUGCUGUUUGAUGCGGUUAUACAUUUAGGAUGUAAACCAUACCUGGAUAGUCAGAGAGCUGCGUGUAUGUGUCGAUAUGAGGAUAAGACAGACCUCUGAGAGAAAGAAGGCACCCAGACCUCAUGGUGUAGUAUAAAGUCAAAGAUUCAGCUGGAAUGAAGCAAGUGUCUGGUUACAAAGCUUUAUGCUUUUCAGACAGUACUAUAUAAAACACUGAGAUGAAUAUACUGCUUUUAAAGUCACUAAGAUAUUCUUCCUAAUGGAAAACAAACAAACAAACAAAAAAAAACGCACACCAGUCUUCUUUCCCCAUUAUGCCAGAAGCUUGGAAACUGAAACCAGCUUCCUUUGGUGUAUGUCCACUCAGGGUACACUAUCAUAAAAGCACUAGUGCUUUUUUAUAGCUUUUAAGAAAACCCCAUAAUGGGGAAAUCAGAGAAGAAGAAUUCUCAGAUUAUUAUAAAUAUAGGUCAAAUUUUAAGUUUACUGGCAGAUGCAUCUGAAAGAGCAUUUUGUGUGUGUGUGUGUGUUAAUGACAUCUUAAAUAGACUGUACCUUCAUGCUUGUGAUACAGUUGCCUUGAGUUCUCUCAGAUGAAUACAGUCCCAUUAAAAAAAAAAACCACAACCAAAACCCAAAAUAACCCCAAACAAACAAAGAAGAAAUCCACAACAACAACAAACGACUGAAAAAGCCAAAACAAACACAAGGUCUCAAGCCCUUGGCAAGGGUAUACAGUGGCACUACAUAUUUCUACCUGCUUCUAUAUCAGACUUCUGCAGGACUUUUCAGAUCAAGUACAAUGAUCCUUUUAAGGCUAGACCACUAAAAUGAAGAGUUUGCAACCUAAGGAUACACUUUUGAUUGGACAAAACAGUGGAAAGUAGUUGCUAUGUUAUUUCUAAAAAUGAAUCAAAUGUUUAUUUUUCAAAUAAAAUGUUCUGUGUGGUGUAUUGUAUGCAAAAGAACUUAUGUAUUAUUCAAAGCAGUUGAUUUAUUUUUUGUGUUGUGGAACAGCCUGGUUGCUGUAGUCAUCUUUGCUUUCACUUAGCCUGUUCUGAUGAAAACAAAAAGAAAGCUCCACAGUUAGGAUCAGUGUGCCAAACAAAUUUUUAUAUUUGAAAUGCCUGCUGUGAGGCUGACAGAUAUGUAAGCCUGUAUUUCUGUCAUCUCUUCCCAUGACCUCUGUGAGGCUGAGAAACACCUGAGCCUGUGUGUCUGUCAUCUCUUCCCUCUCUGACUUCUCUAGCUGAAAUCACCUGAUGGCUGAAUUAUUUGGGAUUUGUUCUCAGUAGCGAUCUUUUAUUGCUCACCGUCAGUUGUCAGUCCUUAGUCACUUGUGGUAGGUUCUCGGUCAUGAAGAUUUUGACUUGCUCUCCUGCUGCCUUGAUUCUGCCUUAAAAAAAAAAAAUCCACAGGAGAUGAAAACUAAAAUAUUGCAUCUGCAAACAGGGAGUGGAAACCAUGCUAAAAAGCCUAACAUUUACCCAACUCACAGACUAUAAUGUGAUUUUUUUUCUCUGAAGCUACUUUUACUUUUUUUGUUCUUUACUCUUUGUUUGUGGUAUUUUUGUUUUGUUUUUUAACUAAAACUUACUGUACAUGACAUUGAAUGGAAG